AACUCCUAGAGUGAAUUGUACUAUAUAGCUUAUUACAUACAGCUGGUCCACACUCACAAGAUUAGGAUAUAACAACUAAUUUCAAUCCAUAUAAAUUCAUGCAUGUUGUAUUUGUACAUGACAGUCAAAGCAACUAAAAGAAGAUAGAGGCUUUAGGACAAAAAAAUGGGUGGAUUCAGAAAUUAUGCGAUUUUAAUUUUGAUUCUGGCAGUUGUACUAGGUUCUGCUGAUGCUGAUUUGAAGAUGAAUUUCUAUGCCAAGACAUGUCCAAAAGCUGAGAAAAUUGUGCAGGACUAUGUCAAUAAACACAUCCCAAAUGCUCCAUCUCUUGCUGCUACCCUUAUAAGGAUGCAUUUCCACGACUGCUUCGUCCGGGGGUGCGACGCAUCUGUUCUUCUGAACUUCACAUCAAGCACAGGAAACCAAACUGAAAAGGUUUCGGUCCCAAAUCAAACACUCAGGGGCUUUGAUUUCAUUGACAGGGUGAAGAGUCUGCUUGAAUCUGAAUGCCCAGGUGUUGUUUCUUGUGCAGAUAUCAUCAGUUUGACAGCGAGAGACGCCAUCGUGGUCACGGGUGGUCCGUUUUGGAGGGUACCCACUGGUCGUAGAGAUGGGGUAAUAUCAAAUGCCUCGGAAGCCUUAGCGCAAAUCCCACCUCCAUUUAGUAACUUCACCACCCUCCAAACGUUGUUUGCUAAUAAGGGUCUUAAUCUGGAGGACCUCGUCGUCUUAUCAGGUGCCCAUACAAUUGGUAUUGCUCAUUGUCCGUCAUUUACAACUCGUCUCUACAAUUUCACGGGCAUGGGCGGUCAAGAUCCAUCUCUCGACAGCGAAUAUGCAGCAAAUCUAAAAGCCAACAAAUGCAAGUCGAUUAACGCGACUACACAGGUUGAGAUGGAUCCGGGAAGCUUCAGAACAUUUGAUCUCAGUUACUACAAACUCGUCCUAAAGAGAAGGGGUCUCUUCCAAUCUGAUGCAGCCUUGCUAACAAGCUCCACAACUAGGUCGUUUAUUACACAAAUUGUUGAAGGGUCCCUUGGUAAUUUCUACACUGAAUUUGCCAAAUCAAUGGAGAAAAUGAAUCGUAUUGAUGUUAAGACCGGAUCUACUGGUCAAAUUCGAAAGCAAUGUGCUUUUGUUAAUAGCUAAUUAUGUCUUGCUUUUGUGGUAAGUUUAUUUAAUUAUUUAAUUUUUCUUUUUUGUUGCUUUUUGCUUGUGGGAAUUGAAUAAAUUAUUGUCAAUUA
This is a messenger RNA of Olea europaea var. sylvestris, 1244 nucleotides long. Its product is annotated as peroxidase 3-like. Gene Ontology annotation, molecular function: peroxidase activity; heme binding. The record is from RefSeq and is a predicted model, not a curated record. Lineage: Eukaryota; Viridiplantae; Streptophyta; Magnoliopsida; Lamiales; Oleaceae. Bases 166 to 1149 code for a protein of 327 amino acids. Gene Ontology annotation, biological process: hydrogen peroxide catabolic process; response to oxidative stress. The transcript is spliced from 4 exons. Gene Ontology annotation, cellular component: plant-type cell wall; plasmodesma.